Rhineura floridana is the source of this 2208-nucleotide messenger RNA. RefSeq names its product tripartite motif containing 72 (gene TRIM72). The transcript has 7 exons. Gene Ontology annotation, molecular function: protein binding; zinc ion binding. The coding region runs from base 149 to 1588 and encodes 479 amino acids. The record is from RefSeq and is a predicted model, not a curated record. Lineage: Eukaryota; Metazoa; Chordata; Lepidosauria; Squamata; Rhineuridae.
GGGACCAAGGGUCAUUCACUUGGCUUCUGCGCCUGUCCUGGGAUGGUUGGCGUCUCCUUGCUGCCUCUCUGAGCUCUGGCUGUUCGGUCUCUGGAUGCCGCUGCCUCUCCGGAACGGUUGUCUGUUCUAGUCCCUGUCCUCCGCCGCCAUGUCCACCUCCAAGAAGCGUCUCAUGCAGGGCAUGCACCAGGACCUCAGCUGCCCCAUCUGCCUCAAGCUGUUCCAGUCUCCCGUGACGACGGAAUGCGGGCACACCUUCUGCCAGAAUUGCUUGUCCCAAGUGCCCAAAGAAGAGGACGGCAAGGCCACCGCGUGCCCCACCUGCCAGGCCCUCACCAAGGUGGAGCAGCUGCGCAUCAACCAGCAGAUGGAGCACCUGGUCGAGUGCUUCCGGCAGGUGCCCCGGGACCACUGCGAGGAACACCUGGACCCUCUGAGUGUCUACUGCGAGCAGGACCGCCAGGUCAUCUGCGGGGUGUGCGCUUCCCUGGGCAAACACAAGGGGCACAACAUCAUCACUGCUGCUGAGGCCCAUCAGAGGAUGAAGAAGCAACUUCCUCAGCAGCAAGUCCAGUUGCAAGAGGCCCAGGUGCGCAAGGAGAAGACGAUUGCCCUCCUGAAUCAGCAAAUAGCAGAAGUGGAGGAGACUGUGUCUCGCUUCAAGCAUCAAGUAUCUGAUCAGCUGGGGGCGAUGCGAACUUUCCUGGGGGCGUUGGAAUCUUCUCUAGGCCGGGAAGCUGAGCGGGUGCAGCACCAGGCCACAGACGCCUUGCAAAACGAGCGCAAGACCAUGACCCGCUACCUGGACCAGCUCAGGCAGAUGGAGACUGUGCUGGGAGAGGUGCAGGAUGAACCACAGACAGAAUUUCUCAGGAAAUACUGUUUGGUGGCCAGCAGAUUGCAAAAGAUCCUUGGAGAGUCCCCACCAAUCGCUCGCAUGGACAUCCAGCUCCCCAUCAUUUCAGAUGAGUUCAAGUUCCAAGUCUGGAGGAAGAUGUUCCGUGCACUGAUGCCAGCCUUGGAGAACCUCACCUUAGACCCAGACACUGCCCAAGCCAACCUUGUGGUGUCAGAGGAUGGCAAGCGGGUGGAGUGCGUGGAGCACAAGCAAGCCGUGAGCACCGAUGACCCCCAGCGCUUUGACAAGUCCAACUGCCUGGUGUCGCGCCAGAGCUUCUCGCAGGGUGAGCAUUACUGGGAGGUGACAGUGAACGACAAGCCCCGCUGGGCCCUGGGUGUCAUCUCAGCUGAGGCUGGGCGCAAGGGCCGCCUGAACGCCGUCCCGUCCAAUGGCUUCUGGUUGGUGGGGCACAAGGAAGGCAAGACCUACGAGGCCCACGUGGAACACAAGGAGCCAAGGCCGCUGAAGCUAGAGGCGAAGCCCAGGCGCAUCGGCAUCUACCUCAGCUUCGACGACGGCAUCCUAGCCUUCUACGACGCCAGUGAUGAAGACAACCUGGUGCAGAUCUUCGCCUUCCACGAGCGCUUUACGGGCACCGUCUACCCCUUCUUCGACGUUUGCUGGCACGACAAGGGCAAGAACAGCCACCCCUUGGUCAUCUACAUGCCAGAGCCAGAAGGGCCGUAAUCAACGCUGGGAAGAAAUGCUCAUCACCACAUCCCGUCACAUCUUAUGUUACAGAGACACCCAGCCGCAUUCUCUCUUUAAAAGCCCCGGAGGGUGCACGUGUGGCCUGUUCCAAGCUGAGCCACAUCCCCCAUCCCCAGCCCAUCGUUGGUAGUUUUAAACUCCACACCAUACCCUAUAUAAGACACCCAAAUUGUCUCCAUGUAUUAUCUUGAUUGAAAAAAAGUGUCACUGUACUUUGCAUAAACACAAGAUCUGGCACCAAGUCUGGAAUCCUGAUCAUCUCAUUGGUUUCAAAAUGCAACUUGUCCGCUCUUGUAGUUCACCAAGAGAAUGUGGGAAACACAUGGAUGGGGUCUAAAGCCUCAGAAACGAGAGGAAGCGUGGGCAUACCUCCCGUGGCUAGGGGAUGGGAUUCCAGAGGCCUAAAGAGCUCCCCACCUCUGCCCUAUGCCUGCUGUCCCCCCAUACUGUCCAUCUUAAGCCAAGCUCCAUGUCCUCUUUUCCAUCCAUUUCUCUCUGUCAUCACAAUGAAAAAGAGUCCCAUUAUUUGAAAGCCCAAAUCUUGGAAGUACAAUAAAUUGUAUUAAAAAAAAAUAAAAUUUUUUUUUUAAAAAGCA